Molecule: messenger RNA, 1170 nt
Organism: Suillus subalutaceus
Lineage: Eukaryota; Fungi; Basidiomycota; Agaricomycetes; Boletales; Suillaceae
Exons: 6
Coding region: 112-1011 (299 amino acids)
Source: RefSeq, a predicted model, not a curated record
CUACUAAGGUACCGUCUCGAAUACUCUUGGAGUCGUUUAUACUAAUAAGAGUGUGCAGUCCCCCACCUUACUAUCCUAGGUGUGUAAGCCUCGGUAAUAGGUUGAUACUUGAUGGGUGAUGACAAGCCUUGCUGCUCGUCAGAGGCAAACCCUCUGAUAGGGCCUUGCAAGCCUUCUCGUCGCUAUCAAUCUCCCUAUGCUUAUGCAGCAUUCAUUGCUAUCUUGAUUGUUGCAAUCACGAUUGUCAUUUUCUCCAUUAGCCCUUCAAAUGACCCCUUAGAUUCAGAUGUUCGAGAUCGCAUUCGCAAGGACUGGGACAUCGAACUUCGCCAGCACCCGAAAGAAGUUCUCAAGCGCACCGACACUCAAAAACGCUGGCGUCUGGAAGAUGACGACAGGAUUCGCCUCCGCGAACAAUGGGGAACGGGGGUGGAAAAGCACAAUCGUGAAGUGGAGGAGAGGCUAAGGCGCGAUGAAGAACGCAUAAUUCAUAUCCGCGAACAAUGGGAAAGAGAAGUGGAAGAGCAUGAGGAGGAAGUGAAGGAGGGACGGAGGCAUGACGAAGAAGAAAGAAUUCAAGAAGGCUUGAAAUUGAAUAUGUUUUGGACCGACUUGGCAUCCCACAUGUGCACGACAUACGCCACUCGAGAGUACACCGCUCGACUGGUGAAUGUUCCACCAUACUACAACCGCCGCGUGGGAACUUGCAUGGCCACACCGGUAAAGAUCCACGCGGCUGAAUAUACGCCUAAGUGGUGCGAGGAUGGCGGUCCAGACAACGUAAUAGGUCAUUGGGAAGUCGACCAGCAUGAGCCGGAUUGCGCGUCGUACUGGAGCUCGUACAAAGAUCUUGGCUGUGUUUCGCCUGGAUCCGGUCAGCGACGUAUUGAACAGUACUUCAAGAACCUCCCGUCGGGAGGCGAUUGGAAGGAGUUCUGUGCUACCACUCCUGCAAGCUUCCGCGGGAUGCAUUUCAUGGGGGGCAGAAUUCUGCUUUCGAAAGUACCGUAGCACAUACGGCCAUUGGGUUUUUGAUGACAAGAGCUGCAAGUAGGUCAAGUCACAAUGAAGCUGCGAUGUUGGAUGAGGGUGAUAUUGUCUUGGAAUUUUGAUGCGCUAUUUUUUGCUGUGCCAUUCGAUGUACAAUAUCAUCUUCCAAUCAGGGACGCC